Messenger RNA from Xiphophorus maculatus (southern platyfish), 2242 nucleotides. Its product is annotated as tripartite motif-containing protein 16-like. Bases 27 to 1688 code for a protein of 553 amino acids. Gene Ontology annotation, molecular function: zinc ion binding; protein binding. The transcript has a single exon. The record is from RefSeq and is a predicted model, not a curated record. Lineage: Eukaryota; Metazoa; Chordata; Actinopteri; Cyprinodontiformes; Poeciliidae.
CCGGACUAGAGAAGAGAGGAUUUCAGAUGGAUAAAUUCUCCUGUUCCGUCUGUUUGGAUCUACUGAAGGAUCCGGUGACUAUUCCCUGUGGACACAGUUACUGUAUGAACUGUAUCAAAUGCCACUGGGAUGGAGAAGAUCAGAGGAAAAUCUACAGCUGCCCUCAAUGCAGGAAAGAGUUCAAACCGAGACCUGUCCUAAAAAAAAACAUGAUGUUAGCUGCCUUAGUGGAGGAUCUGAAGAAGAAUGGACUCCAAGCUGCUCCAGCUGAUCACUGCUAUGCUGGACCUGAAGAUGUGGCCUGUGAUGUUUGUACUGGGAGGAAGAUGAAAGCUGUCAAGUCCUGCUUAUUUUGUUUGGCUUCAUAUUGUGAGAAUCACCUGCAAACUCACUACAAUGUUCCGCCAUUAAGGAAACACAAGCUGGUGAAUCCCUCGAAGAACCUCCAGGAGAACAUCUGCUCUUGUCAUGAUGAGGUGAUGAAGAUCUUCUGUCGAACUGAUCAGCAGUGUAUCUGUUAUCUCUGCACUAUGGAGGAACAUAAAGGCCAUGAAACAGUCCCAGCUGCAGCAGAAAGAGCUGAGAAGCAGAAGAAGCUCCAGGAGAGUCGACAACAAACCCAUCAGAGAAUCCAGGACCAAGAGAAAGAUGUGAAGCUGCUUCAACAGGAGGUGGAGGCCAUCAAUGUCUCUGCUGAUAAAGCAGUGGAGGACAGUGAGAAGAUCUUCACUGAGCUGAUCUGUCUCCUCCAGAAAAGAAGCUCUAAUGUGAAGCAGCAGAUCAGAUCCCAGCAGGAAACUGAAGUGAGUCGAGUCAAAGAUGUUCAGGAGAAGCUGGAGCAGGAGAUCACUGAGCUGAAGAGGAAAGACGCUGAGCUGGAGCAGCUCUCACACACAGAGGAUCACAACCAGUUUCUCCUCAACUACCCCUCACUGCCAGCACUCAGUGAGUCUACACACUCAUCCAGCAUCAACAUCCGUCCUCUGAGACACUUUGAGGACGCGACAGCAGCUGUGUCAGAGCUCAGAGACAUAAUGCAGGACGUCCUGAGAGACACAUGGAGAAACAUCGAACAGGCAGUCACUGAAGUCGAUGUUCUACUGUUUAGACCAGAACCAAAUUCCAGAGCUGAAUUCCUGGAAUAUGUUCGACACGUCAACCUGGACCCAAACACAGCACACAGUUAUCUGUUGCUGUCUGACGAUGAUGGAAGAGCAACUUUGACUAAACAAAAACAGUCAUAUAUUGAUCAUCCAGAUCGAUUCAGUUCUUGGAUUCAGGUAUUAAGUAAAAACAGUCUGACUGGGCGUUGUUACUGGGAGGUGGAGUGGGGAGGCGGAGGUGUUGAAGUGGCAGUUUCAUACCCAAGUAUCAGCAGGGCAGGUAACUCGUAUGAAUGUGCCUUUGGCUUCAAUGAAAACUCCUGGGCUUUGCGUUGUGAUGGCAGAAGUUACACAAUCAGGAUUAACAAAGUCGAAACCAAAUUACCAGGUCCAGUUUCCUCCAGAGUCGGAGUGUACCUGGACCACAGAGCAGGUAUUCUGCGUUUCUACAGCGUCUCUGAAACCAUGACUCUCCUCCACACAGUCCAGACAACAUUUACUCAGCCGCUACAUGCUGGGUUUGGGUUCUUUAACUACUAUUUGUACUAUUCAGGAGGAGACACAGCUGAGUUCAUCAAACUGUAAUAGGAGUGGUUGGUUUAAUUCUUUCAUUUUCAUAUAUAUCCCUUGUUGUGUUUUACUAUGUCAUCAUUAUUAAAUGUUCAACUGUCAAUCAUCUUCUGUAGGAGCCUAAUUUAAAAGUUCCCUUAUUUCUUGUUUUGAUCAGAUUUAGUCUAUUUAUGGAUGAGAUGCUUGGCUACAGAUACUGCAGUAGCUUAUACACAUGAAAUAUUUACCUUUACAAAUUUUACUCAACCAAAUGUAAAUUUUGAUUCUUGUACCUAAAAUGUACAUAAUUUUACUUUGUACCUAAAAUACAUUUAAAAAGCUGUCCUGUCUUUGCAAUAUGUAUUUGCUGUUGUCCAUCUAUUUUUCUGCAAGAUAUUAAAACAAAGAAACAUCAUGAUUAUCACAGGUCGUUGGAAAUUAACUGAUUAGAAAAUAAUGUGUGUUAAAAUGUUUCUGCAUUAGUUGCUCUGUGGAGCCUGAUGUAAUGUUAAUAAUCAAUAAUUACCAGGAAUGUAAUAUUUUUUCCAUUAUUUCUAGGUAAAUGGGGUUAAGGCCACGUUGGGCACCAA